Messenger RNA from Nezara viridula (southern green stink bug), 243 nucleotides. The record is from the annotation of a GenBank genome assembly. NCBI's taxonomy places the organism in Eukaryota, Metazoa, Arthropoda, Insecta, Hemiptera, Pentatomidae.
UCACUUGCCUAAACGCAAUGGUAGCUGAUGAAAUACUGGUUCCAGAGUCAAAAGUCUUAACAGUUUUCUCUUCCCUCGCUGAUAGCUAUGAGAUUGAUCUGCAAUUGAAAAAAAAAGGGGCAAUUCGGCGCUGAAACUUAAAAAAAAGCUGUGGCUAACAGCAUCCCUUGUGAAAUUAUUGAACUGGCCAAUUAAAGAGGAAAUGUCACUGGGUUGAAUCUGUCCUUGGAAAGACUCUUUCAU